This is a messenger RNA of Geosmithia morbida, 1500 nucleotides long. Its product is annotated as MFS quinate transporter. Bases 1 to 1500 code for a protein of 499 amino acids. Gene Ontology annotation, cellular component: membrane. Gene Ontology annotation, molecular function: carbohydrate:proton symporter activity. Gene Ontology annotation, biological process: transmembrane transport; carbohydrate transport. The transcript is spliced from 5 exons. NCBI's taxonomy places the organism in Eukaryota, Fungi, Ascomycota, Sordariomycetes, Hypocreales, Bionectriaceae. The record is from RefSeq and is a predicted model, not a curated record.
AUGGCUGCAAGAAACCACCUCGGACGCCUUCAUGCCUACUGGCUGGGCUCCGUUGUAUGCAUGGGCGGUUUUCUGUUCGGCUACGAUAGUGGAAUUGUCGGAGGUGUUCUCACCAUGGCAUCGUUUGAGCGCGACUACGGUUACGGAAAGGCGACGGAGACGCGAACUAACUCCCUCGCCGUCGGCUUGCAGCAGCUAGGAGCCUUUGUUGGAUGUUUCAUUGCCUGGCCCAUUACUGCCAGGCUCGGGCGCAAGCUUCCGCUCAUGAUCUUCUCUUUGGUCUUCUGCAUCGGCGCUAUGAUUCAGACCAUCAACACUGGUUCCCUGGCAGCAUUCUACGUCGGUCGUGUCAUCGCAGGACUAGGCCUGGGAUCAUCCACCGUUGUAACACCCAUGUUCAACAGUGAGAUGACGCCCAAGGAGCUUCGAGGCCAGAUUGGUUCCUUUUUCCAGCUUUUCUACACCAUUGGCAUCUUCACAUCGUACUGGGUUGACUACGGUGUCGCCAAGUUACCUGAUGACCCUACAAAGGAGUGGCAGAUACCUAUCGGACUCCAGAUCCUCCCGGCAGCCAUUCUCGGCCUGGGAACCCUUACUCUCAAGGAAAGCACCCGCUGGCUGACCAAGAAGGGCCGUCACGAUGAGGCCUGGGAGAGCUUGAAGUGGAUCCGAGCCGACGAUUCCCAGACCGUGGCCGACGAGAUGGAAGAGAUUCGCCAGGGAGUCGAGUACGAGAACCAACAGACGGAAGGCUUUCAUAUCAAAGAGCUCCUCCAGCUCUCCAACUUCAAGCAAGUCUCGGCAGCCGUCUGCAUCAUGAUGGCUCAACAAGCCACAGGAGCCACAGCCUUUGCCUACUUUGGCCCCCAGUACUUCUCGUUGCUUGUCGGCCCCGGCGACCGCAACCUCCUCCUGACGGCAAUCUUUGGCGCCAUCAAGGUGGCCGCCUGCGGCUUCUUCGUCAUCUUCCUCGCCGACCGCCUGUCGCGUCGCCUCGUCAUGAUUGGCGGCGCCGCCCUCAUGGCCGCCUGCCAGAUCACCACGGCCGCCGUCGUCAAGGCCAAACCUCCUCCCACAGAGACGAACUCGGGGGUCACUCCUUCGGGAAUCGCCACCAUCGCUCUCAUCUACCUCUUCGUCAUCAUCUACAACUUCAGCUGGGGUCCUCUCCCCUGGCCUUAUAUAUCCGAGAUCUUCUCCGCUCGUAUUCGUGAGCCAGGUAUGUCCGCCGGCGUUGCCUCCCAGUGGCUCUUCAACUUUGUUUUCUCCUUCGCCACUCCCUACAUGAUGGACGACAUGGGGUGGGGCACGUUCCUCCUCUGGGGUGUCUUUGACAUUGUCAUCGCCAUCAUCGUCUUCUUCUUCAUCAAGGAGACCAAGGGUCUAUCGCUCGAGCAGAUUGCCCACCGGGGAGACCAGAAUCAACGGGCUGUCAACCACAAGACGAGUGACGAUCUCAGUGACUCGCGGAGGGCGACUGUCGACCAUGUCUCCAAGUAG